Messenger RNA from Erythranthe guttata (spotted monkey flower), 2348 nucleotides. Its product is annotated as zinc finger CCCH domain-containing protein 34. NCBI's taxonomy places the organism in Eukaryota, Viridiplantae, Streptophyta, Magnoliopsida, Lamiales, Phrymaceae. The record is from RefSeq and is a predicted model, not a curated record. Gene Ontology annotation, molecular function: metal ion binding; mRNA binding.
AAAGUGCACAAAUAUCUCACACACACAUUGAGUGUGAAACGUAUAAAAAGCUGCGAGUAUCGAAAAUAAAACUAAAAUAAAAAAAUAAAUUUGUUUCUCUCUCCUCUCUCUCUCUCUCUCUCUAAAACCACCAAACCCCUCACAAUCAAACAACCUCCCUCUCACACAAUCACACACACACACACACACACACAACUGUAUCUCUUUGGGUGUGUAUAUAUUUAUAUAUAAUUAUAUACAAACAGUCGUACACACACACACAUAGAUAUAUAAUUUCACUUGGAUACUAAUCUCUGUGAAUUUCAUUAUAUAUUAACCAAUUUAUUGUACAACACAUAUAUAUAUAUAUAUACACAAAAUACUGUCUUAUAUAUUUCUGAGGAGAGAGAGUGUGUCUGUGUAUGGAGAGGUACAGUGGGACCCAGGCAUCGGAGGCGAUGCCGGUGGAUCCGGCGGCGGGAUGGGCUGCGGAGGGAGGGGAAACCGGGCUGGAAGAGCAUAUGUGGCAAUUGGGCCUUGGUGGUGGGCCCGAAUCAUACCCUGAGAGGCCCGAUGAGCCUGACUGUAUCUAUUACUUGAGAACUGGAUUCUGUGGGUAUGGCGAUCGGUGCCGGUUCAAUCAUCCACCUGAUCGCAGUGCUGCAAUGGGAGCUUUACGUACUAGUGGAGACGAGUACCCGGAACGCACCGGCCAACCUGUCUGUCAGUACUACAUGCGAACGGGAAUGUGUAAAUUCGGUUCUUCCUGCAAGUACCACCACCCGAAGAACGGAGUUGGAUCUCCAGCCCCAAUCCCUCUCAACUUUUAUGGAUAUCCACUGCGACCGGGAGAAAAAGAAUGCUCAUAUUACAUAAAAUCAGGGCAAUGCAAGUUUGGUGUGACCUGUAAAUUUCACCAUCCACAGCCCACCGGUAUUCAAGUGCCGCCGCCCCCUUCUGUUCCAGCAGCUAUGCCGACAACUGCUAUUUAUCCGAAUGUGCACUCUUCUCAACAAUAUGGACUAAUUACAGGCAAUUGGCCGGUUACUAGGCCUACAAUGCUCCCCGGUUCUUAUGUUCCCGGAAGUUACGGCUCUAUGCUAUUUCCUCCAGGAGUUGUUCCUAUUCCUGGCUGGACUCCUUAUCCGGCAAAUACUCAGCCCACAUUUGGUGCUGGCCCGAUUUACGGUAUGAAUCAGUUAUCUCCUUCAUCGACUGCCUACGCAGGUCAACCGUAUCUCCCCAUUACUUCUUCUUCGUCUUCUUAUGGUGGACCCUCGAGCAGCAGUGCAUUACCAGAAAGACAUGGUCAACCAGAGUGUCAGUAUUAUUUGAGGACUGGAGAUUGUAAGUUUGGUUCCACGUGUAAAUAUCAUCAUCCGCCAGAGUGGACUGCAUCGAAGACAAAUUUCAUACUUGGUCCUUCUGGUCUCCCUUUACGCCCAGGUGCACCUCUUUGCUCUCAUUAUGCACAAAGCGGAUUAUGCAGAUUCGGGGCUGCAUGCAAAUUCGAUCACCCAUUAAGAAGUCUGAUCAGUUACAGUCCAUCUGCAUCUUCUCUCACCGAUAUGCCCGUGGCUCCUUAUCCAGUGGGGUCCACAAACACAACCUUGGCCCCGUCAUCUUCUUCCUCGGACUUGAGGCCAGAGAAUAUUCUUUCGGGUUUGAGCAAAGAUUCCUUGUCAUCACAGAUGUCAUCAUCUACAAACAGUUCAAGUGCUUCAGUUGGUUCGACUUUCUCAAAAAGCGCCACUAAAUAAAAAAUGAUCGAAGUUUUGCCACAACUAACUGCGUUUGAGCAACUUUCUCAAAGCCAAAUUCAGUUUUUUUGUGGGCAGAAAUCCUAUAAUGCAUAGGAUAGGCCUUAUAAACGAGCAAAACUUCAGCCAAUCAGAUUAUCCUGUUCAUAUUGUCAUUAUAUGAAACAACCCCCCUUUUGAAUAAGUUAUACAUAUUAUAUACCCCGAAAGAAAGAUCUUGCAAAAAAACCCCAUUUUGCCCUCCUCUCAGCUACUCUUUGAAUAACAAGAACGAACCCAGUCCGAAAUUUUUUGAAGCUCGUUGUCUCUAUUUAUGCCGUCUUUUUUGGAACAAGAAAAAGUAAUGUUCCACCAUUCUCCACCUGGAUUUAACUUUAUUCACACCUCUGUUUUAUUCCCUUCAUUCGACUAGGAAAUGAAUAUGAUGGCCUUAUUCCUUUUUUUUUUGUUCGUAUCGGGGCUUUGUUUUGUGGAAAAGCAUCGGAACGUUACGGGAAAAAUUGUUUCUGCUUUUUUGUUGUAAGAUAUGUUUAAUUAUGUUGUCAAUGCUCAUAAAUACAUGGAAGGAAGGCUCCUUUUAUUUAUUCAAGUGUUGUUGGUCCUUGGUCA